Pangasianodon hypophthalmus (striped catfish) is the source of this 3188-nucleotide messenger RNA. RefSeq names its product glycine receptor, beta a (gene glrba). Gene Ontology annotation, biological process: regulation of membrane potential; nervous system process; chloride transmembrane transport. Bases 313 to 1842 code for a protein of 509 amino acids. Gene Ontology annotation, cellular component: postsynaptic membrane; neuron projection; synapse. Gene Ontology annotation, molecular function: transmembrane signaling receptor activity; extracellularly glycine-gated chloride channel activity; neurotransmitter receptor activity. Lineage: Eukaryota; Metazoa; Chordata; Actinopteri; Siluriformes; Pangasiidae. The transcript is spliced from 11 exons. The record is from RefSeq and is a predicted model, not a curated record.
UGGCGCUCGCUCGCGCCGGCCGGGACGUUGUACAUCGAAGUGCGCGCGCGGCACUGCUGUGUGCUGUGCACGCGGAAUCCCAUAUGUCCCGUUCCUGUCUCCUCUCUCUGUGCGUGUGUGUGUGUGUCUGUGUGUGUGCGCAUCUCUCUCUCUCUCACUCUCUCGCUCUCAGACACACACACACACACACACACACUGAGCCGGGCAGAGAUGGACUAUAACAGCGACAGUGUGUUAUAACCGGACGCGCGCGCGUGAGUGAGCAAGGAUUUAUAUAUACACAUAUAGUAUAUAUUUCUUGACCGGGACUUCAUGAGAUGCAGGUGUUCAGUCAUGGAUCUGAGGUCGUUGUUCUUACUGCUGCUGCUGGUUCAGUUUUCCGCUGAGGGCGCUGCAAAAGAAGGAGGCAAACCCAAGAAAGGCAAGAAAGGCAAAAAAACAGUCGUCUGUCCUUCUCAAUUGUCAGCCGAGGACCUCGAUCGAGUUCCUGCCAAUUCAACCAGCAACAUCCUCAACCGUCUGCUAGUGACUUAUGACUCCCGAAUCCGGCCCAACUUCAAAGGCAUUCCAGUGGAGGAUAAGGUGAACAUUUUCAUCAACAGCUUUGGCUCGAUUCAAGAGACCACGAUGGAUUACCGCGUGAACAUUUUCCUGCGGCAGCGCUGGAACGACCCGAGGUUGCGCCUGCCGACAGACUUCAAGUCAGACGCGCUGACGGUGGACCCCAAAAUGUUCCAGUGCCUGUGGAAGCCUGAUCUGUUCUUCGCCAACGAGAAGAACGCCAACUUCCACGACGUGACCCAGGAGAACAUCCUGCUGUUCAUCUUCCGCAACGGGGACGUGCUCAUUAGCAUGCGGUUGUCAGUGACUCUAUCAUGUCCUCUGGAUCUCACCCUUUUCCCCAUGGACACACAACUUUGCAAGAUGCAACUAGAAAGCUACGGCUACACCACAAAGGACUUGGUGUUCAUGUGGCAGUCAGGUGACCCAGUUCAGAUGGACGAGAUCGCUCUGCCGCAGUUUGAUGUCAAACAAGAGGACAUCGCUUACAGGAACUGCACCAAAUUCUACCCUGGAACAGGUUAUUACACGUGUGUGGAGGUGAUAUUCACUCUCAGGAGGCAGGUCGGCUUCUACAUGAUGGGUGUCUACGCUCCCACGCUCCUCAUCGUGGUCCUGUCAUGGCUGUCUUUCUGGAUUAACCCCGACGCCAGCGCAGCCCGCGUUCCUUUAGGUAUUCUGUCUGUCCUGUCGCUCACCUCUGAAUGCACGUCUCUUGCUUCCGAACUGCCGAAAGUCUCCUACGUGAAGGCCAUUGAUAUCUGGAUGAUCGCCUGCCUGCUCUUCGGCUUUGCCUCUCUGGUGGAGUAUGCUGUGGUUCAGGUGAUGCUGAACAGUCCUAAGCAGAUAGAGGCGGAGAAGGCGAGGAUGGCGCAGAAGGAGAAGGAGAAAGAAAAAGAGAAAGAGAAGGAAGGGAAGACGACGUCCAAGGCCAACUCCAUCAACGGCACCGGAGGAACCCCGAUUCAUGUUAACACACUGCAGGUGGUUGAAACCCGUUGUAAGAAAGUGUGCACCUCCAAAUCGGACCUGCGCUCUAACGACUUCAGUAUCGUUGGCUCUCUGCCGCGUGACUUCGAGCUCUCCAACUUCGACUGCUAUGGGAAGCCCAUCGAGUCCACGAACGCGCUGCUCAAAUCACAGAACAAGAACGCUAAGAAGCCGCCGCCCCCAAAACCCGUCAUUCCGUCCGCCGCCAAGCGCGUCGACCUGUACGCUCGCGCCCUCUUCCCUUUCUCCUUCCUCUUUUUCAACGUCAUCUACUGGUCCAUUUACCUGUGAGCACCUCAGAGUAUAUAUGCGUGUGUGUGUGUGUGUGUGUGUGUGUGUGUGCGUGUGUGUGUGUGUGUGAUUUUGAGCAUGCAUGACUGCCUGGACAGGGUUUCCGGCAUGCACCAAGUAUUUGAGACUCCCAAUAUUUGCCAUUUCAACUUGAUAACGAAGCCGAAGACUCAUUCUCUGUGAGGUUUAUAGGGAUUGUUGAUGUGGAAAAUAUAUGACAUCCAAAUUAGGCUUGUGUGAUAUUGAUUUGUUUGUUUAAUAAAAACACAAUAAACAGUUUAAUAGCUCCAAAAAAACAGAAAAAUGUGUGCAGUCGGGAGCUGCUUGCUGGCAGUGGCGGUUGCGAAAUGGAUGGUGGAUUUUUAGGUGAUUCUCCAGUAAUGCAUAGUCGAGCGUACACUGAUAAAUCAGAGUUCACAUUAAUGACAUUCUCCAUUUACCUUGACAGAAAGAGACAGCGCCCAGUCAGGAGUGUGAGAUGGAGGGAGGGGGCGGGGCUUCCAGGUAGUGUCAGUUCAUAUCAGAGAGUCCAAAACACGUGCGCGAAUCGUUCCAGAUUCAUAUGUCGAGGAGCUCAUCUCUCGUUUUUAUUCAGGGGGAAAAAAACAUUAUCUUCAUAUCUUCAUCUUCAUGUUGUUAUCCCAGAGCAUUGUAUUGUGAGGUCCAAAAUUAUUGGCACCCUCAAUUUAAUAAAAAAAAAAAAAAAAUGACCAAAAUGGAUAUUUAGUGCUGCUGAGGAUUGCUAACAAAUCAGAAACCGUAACUGUUAUGAAAUAGUACAAAUCAUAAGUUAUUUAUUUAUUAUUUAUUAUUUAUUAUAUAAAAGGAUUUAUCAAAGUACAUGAAGAAAUUUUUUUAACACAAUUUAACAUCCAGUCAGCUACACAUGGUUGGUCAUAUUAUGGUGAUAUAGAACAAAAAUACGUCCAGAAAAGUGUAUCCUGUUAUCAUAUUGGUCACUGUGGUAUAAAUGAUUGAGAAAUGAAAACAUAUAUGAUUUUUUUUACUUAUUACAGCCUCUUUUUGAGUGCAUGACUUUGCAAAGUUAAACUAUUCUGAGUGGAAAGCCCAGACUUGUUUCUAACCAGCUUCUCUGCAUCGAGACCAUUUUACAUCUGUGUGUGUGUGUGUGUGUGUGUGUGUGUGUGUGUGUACUGACCCAAAUUUAUUCGAAACAAUGUUACCCCAUAUACUAAAAUGCAGACUGGGCAUUUCUGUGGCUUAUUAUUAACUCGAGGUUUUCUCUGCUGAGCUGGUUAUGUUCUGCAUGUUCCCACAAGACCGCGUGUUUUGUACGAGUGUGUAUAAAAUGGAGAUGCUGUUAUAAUAAAGAGCUUCGUUCAUCA